This is a messenger RNA of Dichomitus squalens LYAD-421 SS1, 1288 nucleotides long. RefSeq names its product MRG-domain-containing protein. The transcript is spliced from 7 exons. Bases 205 to 1161 code for a protein of 318 amino acids. NCBI's taxonomy places the organism in Eukaryota, Fungi, Basidiomycota, Agaricomycetes, Polyporales, Polyporaceae. The record is from RefSeq and is a predicted model, not a curated record. Gene Ontology annotation, cellular component: nucleus; Rpd3S complex; NuA4 histone acetyltransferase complex. Gene Ontology annotation, biological process: chromatin organization; regulation of DNA-templated transcription.
UUGCCAACCAGUUCUUCGUGCGCUACCUGACUGUAUUUCUCACCACCGUGCUUCAAUCGACGUUCAACAAAGACACAUUUCCGUCCCCCAUCAGAGCCACUUCCCUGUAGGCACCUCACUUCUUCAAGGCACCUCAGGAAUCCGAGCGCACCCUUUCCGAGAGCCUAAUAUCAGCCGCCGACACCGAGAUACUACUCGAGAACGAUGUCUGCGCAAUCAUUCACAGUGAACGAGCGGGUGCUCUGCUACCAUGGACCUCUCAUCUACGAAGCCAAGAUCCUCAAAGCGGAGACGUGGGACGAGAGGAACACCCAAUCCGGCGUCGUGGGGCCGCAUUAUUAUGUGCACUACAAGGGUUGGAAGCAGACAUGGGACGAGUGGGUAGACGGGUCGCGCCUCCUGAAGUUCAACGAGACAAACAUCCAGCUGCAAAAGGCCCUACAGUCCCAGUCUCAGGCUGCGCAGGCCGCAAGCGCGAGCUCGAGCAAGGCGAAGAGCCUCGCUACGAAGGAGGGAGCGGGCGCGGGUGGCAGGGCGGGCGGGGCUGGCGGCCGGAAGGACGGCGCGAGGGGGACUAAGAGGGGUAGAGAGGAGGACGAGGGGACCAGGAAGCCCGAGAUGAAGUUGAACGUGCCGGAGCAGUUGAAGGUGCUGCUUGUGGAUGACUGGGAGGCCGUGACGAAGAAUAACCAGCUGGUCGGUCUUCCGAGGAAACCCAAUGUGCUCGAGCUCUUGGAAGAGUUCAAACAACACGUCCUCUCUCAGGGCACUUCAGCACAGCUGAAGGACCCGAAGGUGUUACUCCCGACAAUCAUCGCAGGGCUACAGACGUAUUUCGACCGAGCACUCGGCGCGAAUCUGCUCUACAGGUUCGAGCGACCACAGUAUGCGGAGAUUCGGAAGAAGUACGUGACUGGCCCAACGGUGCAGAUUGGCCAGGAGAAAGAGAUGAGCGCCAUCUACGGUGCAGAACACUUUCUGCGAAUGCUCGUGAGUCUGCCGCAGAUGGUGGCGAGCUCGUCUAUGGACGGGGAAUCAGUGGCGUUGUUGAGAGACUAUGUCAACGAGUUACUGCAAUGGAUGGUCAAGGAGAGGCAUCGGAUCUUCGUGCCUGAAUACGAGAGUGCCAGCAUCGCGUACCAAAACAUUUCGCGGUCAUGACGGCGCCGUGCAUGAUUGUAUGCGUGUUGUUCUUGUUGCCAUGUACGAUAUGCUGUCGACUGUUUCUGAUAUUUCCUUCUGUGUGUCACGGGGGCUAUGCCGUACUCGUGCUGAAAGCAGAUGCAGC